GUGUCGAGCAGCCGGGAUACUUCGAAGCUCGGUUACAAUUCCAAUGGAGAUAUGUUCUCCUUCGACAAGCCACGGGAAUUUCAAAUGGCUUUCUUUUUCACAUGAUGCUUCUAGGGUGAAAAAACAUUUUGUCUCCUCCAGCCACUGCUCCAGCACUCUCCUGGCCUCCCCUCCUGGGAGCCAGGGUGCAGCUGCCGUCAAAGGGGACAUGGGGGAUCCUACAACGCCUUCGGCUAUGGUUGGAUAACCAGGCCUGGUGUGGAGUCUUCUGCCUGACAGUUUUUCUUAUGCCAUUGUAACAGAAGUUCCAUCAUCCAACAGUGAGAGGCAGCAAUGCGCCACAAAAGCGCCUAGUCUGCUUCAACUAAAAAAAGAAGAGGAAGAAGAAAUUGAGUCGCUAAAAUGACACGCGAAGUUACGUUAGGCUAUUUUGAAAAGUAGACUGUAAAUGAUCAGGCAUAAGUGAUCAUAUAACUUUGGUAUUUCUAAUAAAUGGACUCUGGUAUAACCAGAGAUUGGCUCUAUCGGCGGAUCUUUUUUCUACUGUUUAUGAUCCAGAAUAGAUCACAAAUAUAGGCGCCUCAUCGAUUUAGGAAUCGUGAAUGAGCACUUCACAACACUGACUAACGUUAUAGCUAUGGCGAAUGUGUCGGAACAGUGUGAGGAAGAUAACUAUUUUGUCCGUGAACUUGAGAAAAAUGACGGUUCAGUUCUUAAAGUGAACCAGUGUCUAAAAGGGGAUGUAGGCCACGUGGUAUGGGAUGCAGCAAUUGUUUUAGGAAAAUAUUUGGAAACAGAGUCAUUUUUAAAUUCAAGUUCAGGGGUUAGUUUUUGGACUUCAAAAAACGUGCUUGAACUGGGAGCAGGCACUGGUAUUGUAGGUCUUGUUGCAGCCACAUUAGGAGCCCAUGUCAUUUUAACUGAUCUGGACGACCUUCAGCAUCUUCUUCAGAAGAACAUCACGGAAAACCAGGCGUUGAUUACAGGGUCUGCCACAGCCAAAGUAUUACGAUGGGGUGAAAACACUACAGAUUUCCUUCCACCUCCUGAUGUUAUUCUGAUGGCAGACUGUAUCUAUUAUGAACAGUCUGUUGGGCCUCUUGUGGAAACCCUUCAAGCCCUAGCUGGAGAGAAGACGUGCAUCGUUUGCUGUUAUGAGCAGCGAACUGAAGGAGUAAACCCUGAAAUAGAGAGGAGGUUCUUUGAGCGGCUACUACAGCAUUUCCAGUCUGAGGAGAUUCCACCAGACAAACAGGAUCCAGAGUUCAACAGUCCUGAGAUUCGCCUCCUCCAUUUACGCCUUAAAUGAAUGUAACUAUGUACUGUAUGUAUGUAAUGCAAAAUAAAGGUAUGUAUGUGUUUCAGUAAGGGAGUGGUGUGCUUGAUUAGGAUGUUGGGGUCACACAAACUAUUACAGAUAAUUAUGUACAUGUCUGUGCAGUAGGGACAUCUCUAUAUGCGAGGGAAACACUUCUUCACCAUAUAUUUAAAGUAGACUAACUGUUAUUUUUUGGUUUGAUUAUAAACUUUCCUUCCAUCAAAUGUUAUAACACCACCAUGAAAUCACAUGAGCUCUUUAAAGCUUUGUGUAUGUAUAACAUUGACCACAUCAAAAUGUGAAUUUAUUUGUUUAGUUUGUUUUUAUUAUGUUAUAGAGGUUCGCUUCUGCAAAACUGUGGCAAUUUGCAUACUUCAAUUAGGGGCUUAGUUAAAUUGUAUAGGCCAUACAACAUCAUCAACAAAUAAGAACAAAACAAAACAAUUUCAAUAAAUGUUGCGGGUCUUCUUUA
Alosa sapidissima (American shad) is the source of this 1790-nucleotide messenger RNA. It is a transcript of the gene vcpkmt, whose product is annotated as valosin containing protein lysine (K) methyltransferase. Gene Ontology annotation, molecular function: protein-lysine N-methyltransferase activity. The transcript has 7 exons. The record is from RefSeq and is a predicted model, not a curated record. NCBI's taxonomy places the organism in Eukaryota, Metazoa, Chordata, Actinopteri, Clupeiformes, Clupeidae. The coding region runs from base 638 to 1309 and encodes 223 amino acids. Gene Ontology annotation, cellular component: cytosol; cytoplasm. Gene Ontology annotation, biological process: peptidyl-lysine methylation.